AUGGCGCCUGAUGCGGGCCUUUCGCGUGCCACAUUUGCAAAACUCUCGCCUCAUCCAUAUCUUCUUGCCAACCUAGAGCCUUCUGAUGACCAUGUUGCACCGGCACGAAGCAAUGGCCGCGCCCCAGAGGAGGUUCGCCCGACGACCGUCAAUCUCUCCAGCCUGUCACACCCGCAUGGCAGUUCUCUAGUUCGCAUGGGAGACACAACUGUCAUCUGCGGCGUUCGCGGCGAAACCAUCUUGGCACAACACAUCCCCAACUACCGUGCCUCCAACAGAGAAACUGAGCUUCGAGAUUAUGACCUGCUUGUGCCAAACAUUGAACUGGCCACGGGAUCUUCCCCCCAGUUUCUACCAGGAGGGCCGCCUACGACGCUGGCCCAGACUCUGAGCACCAGGAUAUAUUCUCUUCUUCACGACUCAAAACUGCUCCAAGCAGAGGAUCUGCGGAUAUGGCACACUCGGCCAUCGGAACGCAUGGUUGCUGAUGACGAUGAUGAGAUGGACGAAGACGAGGAGGAUGUCGAUAAGCAGAGUGGAGAAGAGUACGUGGCCGCAUACUGGGUGCUAUACAUUGACAUCUUCUUUAUUUCCUUUGACGGAAAUCCAUUUGACGCGGCCUGGGCUGCGACGCUCGCUGCAUUGCGAGACACGAAACUGCCUCGAGGACGCUACGACCCCGACCGUGACAUGGUUCUUUGCACAAAAAAGGACCCGAAGCCACUCACGAUUACGGGAAUGCCUGUUGCCUGCACGGCGGCGGUGUUUACAGGCAAGGAGACGGACAGGCCGACUGAUGGAAGGUUCUGGCUAUUGGUCGACCCUGACAGACUCGAGGAAUCACUGUGCGAUGAAAGCAUCACACUUGUAGUAGAUUGUCAAGAAGAAGCUAUGAGGAUAUUGUCCAUAUCCAAGCAUGGGGGCGUCGUAGUAUCACCAAAACUACUCCGAUCAAAGAGUCUUAUGAGCUGGGCAAACCAAAGGUGGAAGGGUGUUACAGCUGCGAUAACCGGCAACUAG
Messenger RNA from Metarhizium robertsii ARSEF 23, 1020 nucleotides. Its product is annotated as ribosomal protein S5 domain 2-type fold domain containing protein. The transcript has a single exon. Lineage: Eukaryota; Fungi; Ascomycota; Sordariomycetes; Hypocreales; Clavicipitaceae. Gene Ontology annotation, cellular component: nuclear exosome (RNase complex); cytoplasmic exosome (RNase complex). Gene Ontology annotation, biological process: U5 snRNA 3'-end processing; U1 snRNA 3'-end processing; nuclear mRNA surveillance. The record is from RefSeq and is a predicted model, not a curated record. The coding region runs from base 1 to 1020 and encodes 339 amino acids.